AUGGAAUGUGUUUCUUCCACUUCAUUUAGUGUGACAGUCAAUGGAUCCAUUUAUGACCACUUCAAAGGGCAGCGGGGUCUUAGACAAGGGGAUCCUCUCUCUCCUUAUUUGUUUGUGCUUUGUUUGAAGUACUUUUCCAAAGAUAUGAGCAGCCUCAAGGAUGAUGCCAAUUUUAAAUUUCAUCCCAACUGUGCAGGUAUUCAGCUAUCUCAUUUGGCUUUUGCAUAUGAUAUUAUGCUUCUAUCUAGAGGAGAUAUCCCAUCUGUGUCAACUAUGUUUGCCAAGCUUCAACACUUUUGUAGGGUUUCAGGGAUUUCCAUCAGCUCUGAUAAAUCUGCCAUAUACUCAACCGGUAUUAGGCCUCAUGAGCUUUCUCAUAUUCAACAAAUUACUAGAUUUAGCUUGGGUGGCUUCCCUUUUAGAUACUUGGGUAUUCCCCUUUUAUCAUCUAGAUUAAAUGUAUGUCACUAUACUCCCUUGCUUUCCAAGAUUACUGACCUGAUUCAGGGAUGGAGCAGGAAGUCUUUAUCUUAUGCAGAAAAUGAAAUGGAUAAGGAAAGAGAAAGUGACGAUUUUAUGGGGACUAAUUGGAAGGGAUUUGGUUCAAAGUCUGAAUGUGUUUGGAUGGAGAAUGAUGAAGAUAACGAUGGUGUUCAAGUGGAAUUAAAGGCUGGUUUAAGUUUGGCAAUUUUUAGGAAACAAAGAAAACCGUAA
Glycine soja is the source of this 714-nucleotide messenger RNA. RefSeq lists its product as uncharacterized. The transcript has 2 exons. NCBI's taxonomy places the organism in Eukaryota, Viridiplantae, Streptophyta, Magnoliopsida, Fabales, Fabaceae. The coding region runs from base 1 to 714 and encodes 237 amino acids. The record is from RefSeq and is a predicted model, not a curated record.